Paramuricea clavata is the source of this 672-nucleotide messenger RNA. Lineage: Eukaryota; Metazoa; Cnidaria; Anthozoa; Malacalcyonacea; Plexauridae. The record is from the annotation of a GenBank genome assembly.
AUGACUUGGUCUGUGCUACCAGUGAAAGCAGAGUUUGUAGCUUCCAAAGAGCAUUUUGGAGAGGGGGGUUUAGAAGGGCUUACAAGUUCUACUGAUGAUUUCAAAGGCCAAGAGUGGGUGGUCAAGAAAUAUUUACCUGCAACCUUGGCACACUUACAGGAAACAGGGCAAUCGGCUGAAGAUCACUCAAAGAAAAUUGUCCAGACCCAUAUGUUAGCUGGCAAUUUUGCUGAGCAGCUUCAGUCUUCCAUUGCCACCAAAUGCCUAAGUGAAUUUGGCGCAACAUUUUCUUAUAACAAAGUUUAUAUGGGUAGGAUUGAGAGUUCAUCAGAAUAUGUCACCAUUGAGGAGUUCAUCGAAGGCAAAUUUCGAAAGUAUGUUAAUAAUGAUGGGACAAUUUGUGCAAGAGUGGAUGACAUCGACUUGUCAUUGAAAGCUGUGUGCCUGGUUCAUUUCUCGUUCCACAUAAGUAAUGGCGAAUUAAUGUUACUAGACAUUCAAGGGGCAGGUAUGAUGUUGUGUGAUCCAGAAAUAGCAUCAUGCAAGUUGUUAUCAGAAGACAACCAGUACAUGUACUGUGCUGGUAAUAUGUCAUUACAGGGAAUUGAAAAAUUCAAAAACAGUCACACCUGCAACAAAUAUUGCAAAGCUCUUGCUUUGUCUACUUUAUAA